Molecule: messenger RNA, 498 nt
Organism: Closterium sp. Naga37s-1
Lineage: Eukaryota; Viridiplantae; Streptophyta; Zygnematophyceae; Desmidiales; Closteriaceae
Source: the annotation of a GenBank genome assembly
AUGGUGCUAUGGGAGCUGACGCUGGCGACGGCGUAUUUUCUCGGGCUCAAGCGCACGUACCGCCUGGCGCUCCGACUGCAGAAGAGGGUCCUCCUUUCGCGACCCGGGAUUCGCGAUUUCGCGAAAAGGCGCACGCGAGCAGUGUUCCGAGUGGCGCUGACAGCCGUCGAAACCACCCAGCACCGGGACAUCGAGAUUGGUCGCUCCGUGGGAAACUUCCUCCUCCGCUUCCUCGACCGCAUGAAGCCCUCGGCGCACAUCCGGGGAGAUGGUCCCAUGCCAGGAGGGGCAGGAGGAGGAGGGGGGUUUCAUUCAAGCCAUGGGGCAGCCGUGCCGGGAGGUUCAGCAGGGGCCACUGGGGCCGUUUCAAAGCAGAAUGCGGGAGCAGCAGAGGGUAGUAGUGCGUCCGUUGCAAGGCACGCGUAUCAUGCCACCCCUGCUGCGUUUUCCUGCACGCCAAGAAUAGUCCAGCCGCUGCUGGCAUGCCCUCCCAGAUGA